CGCAACCCACUAAACUGGGAUUCGGGAGUGAGGACAGGCAGGAAUAUCUUUCCUCUCGAAAGCUAUCUUGUUCCGACUAAAAGCUGCUUGAAUAGUUGGCUAUGUCAGAUUGUGGGCACACGCCACACUGACCUUUUCUCAUCCUCAAUUACUGCAUUGGCUGUAAUGUAGUAUAAUUGUUUUUUUGUAUGGACAUUUUUGCAAUCUCUUCCGUAUUUCUGUUUGGAUUUUAUUGGCUAGGAAACGAAGGAAACGAUCGCCACUUUUAGACCAAGGCAUCGAAGAUUCUCCUAUUAGAUAAAGAUUUCUCGGAUUUGCACAGAGCAUAAACAAGACUUUCGGGGGAUUUAGGCUAAUUGUUCAAAUGGACAUUUUUCCAAUCAGUGAACAAAAACCGUUUUCGCGCAUAUUUCUCGAUAUCAUGCAAACUUAACAAAGCUAUAUUUUAUGAAGGAACUCGGUCCCCUUCAUUUUGAAUUGUAUUUUGAACUGUGAAUUUAACGUCUAUAUUAGCCAUGGGUUAUGAUCUGUAAUAUUUUGGUCACAUUAUCACUGUGCCAAUUACACGCUGCUAUGGCAAACUGGAGUAACCGCAAUAUUGUAGAAAAGUAUAUUUGUCACAAACUCUUCAAACGGGGAUAUGAGUGGGUAUUCGACGACGAAGAAGAAGAAGAUAGUGCCAAUAAUGGUUCAAUGAUUUCUGCUUCCCAGCCGGUUCUGGCGCGGCGGUGUCACGGAGCGGACGUCGAACCGGACAGCAUCCCUCAUAAUUCUAAGAAGGUCGCACAAUCUGAUCCGCAUGCUGCCAUCCACAGAGUUUUACGUGAAGCUGGAGACGAACUCGAAAGGCUUUAUCAGCCCGAUUUUGCAGAAAUGUCACAUCAACUGUAUCUCACAACCUCUAUAGCGGAGCGGAGAUUCACUGAGGUGAUAGAUGAACUGUUUAGGGAUGGGGUGAAUUGGGGAAGGAUUAUUGCGUUCUUUGAGUUUGGGGGGACAAUAUGCGUGGAGUGCGUGAGCAAGGAGAUGACAUCGCAAGUGGAUCACAUCGCGGCGUGGAUGACAGAAUACCUAAAUGGACCACUUCACAACUGGAUCCAGGAGAACGGGGGAUGGGAGGCCUUCGUGGAGCUGUAUGACAGACAGAGGGAUUCUGUGUUCGGUUGCUCUUGGCCCUCCAUUAAGACUGUGUUCGGCCUGGCCGCGCUGGGAGCUGCCAGCCUCACUAUCGGAGCAUACCUCACCCAGAAGUGAAAGAAGCCUCCUUGCUCCCCCUUUCUUUCUUUCUUUCUAUCGCUUCCCUUCUUCUCUAACCCCCCUGCCUGCCUCCCUCCCUCCCUCGCUACUCUUUACUUUCAAAGGGCACCCCUGCCCCCUCGGAGACACUGGCGGAUCCCAAACUUGCCUCUCUUCAAAGCUUCCAUUCCUCUCUCUCUCUCCCCUUGCUCUGGAACACUCCCUCCUUCCUGAACCUCGCCACUUCAAAACAAAGACACAAAUCAAACAACAGCACGGAAACAGACUCCACUGCCCACACAGAAUAAAAGAUGUAAUGAAAGGCGUCAGAUAAACUGUAAUCAGAGGAAAAGUUGAAGGCAGCGGGGGACUUGAAAAAGAGUGUACGGGGGGGGAGGGGCUUGGCAUGUCUCUUUUUUUGUCCUGCUUGCAUUUGUACUAGUUUGAGCAUGAAGCUUUGUGUGUCGGUGCACCUGUAUAAACCGUAUAUGUAUCAGUGGGACUCACACCUGAGGCCUCCCCUGAAGGACUUGUAAAUCUGAGUGUGAGGACGGCCCCGAUUGGUUGGCUUGCACCAACCAGGAAGCUGGCCCUGCCUUGCCCCUGGAUGAUGGGGUGAGGAGCCCUGUUUGAACUGUGGACUCUGCAUACCCCCCUCCAGUUUCUCUUCAGAACAGCUCUCCAACAGCUGCUCAGAAUGUAUAAUGGAGGCAGCUCGCCUCUAUCGGCUCAGCAUGUAUGAGCAUCGCUGAACUCCAGCCAUGCAGUGUACAAAGCACUCAACAGAGCCCGUAGCGCACUUUGUAAAGUUUUGGACUGCUGUUGGACUGUAAAGCAGAUCUAGUUGCUUUUCACCAAUGUAAAUCCCUGCUGUUUUAUCACAGUUGGAGAAAGACAGGAGAGGAAAGGAAGGAAAAGAGAUGUCGAGUGAGUGAAUAGCAAAGGUAGCAGGAUGCCAGAAUUCCUGGCUUGACUAGACAUUACUGACAGGAAAAGGAGUAUAGUUUCCCAACAGUAAGCAGAUUUUAGAGACAAAAAAAAAGAAUACAGAUUCAUUCAUUCAACAGACAAAGUUAGAAAGAAUGCAAGAGUUCUGGGGCUACACUGAACAUAAAAGGACACACAUAUCAGGCAUGCAUUCCACAGGUUGAGAGUUUCUCUCUCCAGGUGUCUGACUGGAAGAGGAGGAAAUACUGUGUAACACCAGCAUGGCUCCUGUUUGAACCAACACUGACUUGUUGACUGUCUUAUUCUUACUUUCUUUGAACUGUUGGACACACUAGCUACUUGGAAAAGAGAUGGUAAACUGCCAAACCCUCCAUGAGCAUGUGUCCUCCAGCUGCUGCUGGCCUCUGAGGGAACCCAUGCGACUGAAAGGACAGUCCAUGUUUUGAGGCACCAUGCUAGACACAAACUCCAAAUCCCAGUGUGCACCUUUCUCAGUGUCUCCGUAGAGGGACUCCCAAGUGGAAUUCCAAGUAGCAAAAAUUAUUCAAUGUUGUUGGGUCUUACCCUGGCAUAGCCUCCUCAGAACCUGGAUGGAAGUCUACAUCCUACUGCUGCCUGGACGCUCAUGUGUACACUUGUUACGUGUAUGGUUUAUAUGUUUUAUAGGUGUUGGUCUUGCGUUGCAGUCAAAUUAUACAAUCACCAUAUCUGAAGGGUUGAUAUCCAUACUUACAGUAGACAGUACAUACAAUUCCAGUCACUGAAUAAAACAAAACUAAAUAUUAGACGUAAUGAACACACGCGUAUACAUCAAUAUAUUUAUGGUAGGAUAGAUGUUACAAUACUGAACAGAUUUUAUUUAUUAACCAGAUCACAGAUAAAGGUACCAGAUCACACAUGUGAAAGGAUAGGUCACCUUUUUUCUUUUCAGAAUGAUGGACAGACACUUAAUGUAUUCUUUACAAAUAACCUUUUAAUUGAGAACUUGCUGUAACAGUAGACUUUUUGGCUGCUAAUGUAUCAAAAGUAAAACAUUGUUGAGAAGUGAUCUGUAUUGUAUUAAUAUUGGCUUAUGGCUGCUACAGUGUCGAAUUCUGAUUAAACACAGCUAAAACUGCCACAAAAUUGUCAUACUAUAGAUGUAGAAUGCUGUAUACCAAAGUUAACUCAGUAACCUUAUUGAAUGAUGAGUAGCUUCACUUAUAAAAUAUGCCAAUUCAUUUUCACUUUAAAAGAUUGCUGCGUGACAUUUUGCAAACAUGGAAAGAUGGAAGCGUUGCAAUUUUGACCAAGCUUGGCAUACUGUAAUAUAACAUUUCUGAUACUGUAGUAUCACACAAUGCAUCCAGCUUGUCUUUUGCGCUUUCACAAUAACAUGUACAGUUGUAAAUGUUGUGUUCACAGAAAGGCUAUCCUCUCAAGUCUGCAGUUGUGAAGUGUACAGUCUAUGUUGUUCUGCUGUGUUUCUGUUCAUAGUAGGAUAUGGACAGUAGGUUUGUGAGAGGUAACCAACACGAGUGAGUGUGUGUGACGUGUCACAGUUGCCCGAUGUUGAUUGAUUCUCCCAGUAGCACGACAGUCUCUCUGCUCCUGAAGUACAAACAAAAGCUUCACCGAUGGAUCGAGAUAAGAAGGAAAAAAGAGGCUUAGAUCUGUUCUUUGAGGAAGAAAAGCAGUUAAGAGCCAUUUUUAUGUUCCCCUGUUAAUUCUGCAUUUAUGAAUGUAGGCACCAUGGUUGCUGUACUUUUGUAUAUUAUCUCCAACCUGUAGCACUUACAAAGUGAGACGUGUUUCCUUUGUUUACUGCUAUGUAUCCACAAUAAGCUAGCAGGUCCUACUGUUCCAAAUAAACCUGGUGUCUUUCCUG
Messenger RNA from Hypomesus transpacificus, 4051 nucleotides. Its product is annotated as apoptosis regulator Bcl-2-like. Lineage: Eukaryota; Metazoa; Chordata; Actinopteri; Osmeriformes; Osmeridae. Gene Ontology annotation, cellular component: mitochondrial outer membrane. The record is from RefSeq and is a predicted model, not a curated record. Gene Ontology annotation, biological process: intrinsic apoptotic signaling pathway in response to DNA damage; extrinsic apoptotic signaling pathway in absence of ligand; negative regulation of intrinsic apoptotic signaling pathway. The transcript is spliced from 2 exons. Bases 523 to 1254 code for a protein of 243 amino acids. Gene Ontology annotation, molecular function: protein homodimerization activity; protein heterodimerization activity.